AUGUCAGACCUACCCGGCUCCCUCAGAACUCGCCAAAAGUCUUUCCUCCGAAGCAUUUGCACUCGACAAAGUUACAGCCGUGCAUCAUCAUCACCAGCUUACAACGAGGACGCCAUAACUCCGUGCCCGGUCGAAUCAUCUCACGACGACGGACACACACCGCUCUCCAGAUCAUCCUCAUCAAGCUCACUACGAAGCACAAGAUCCUUGAGAUCCAGCAUCGAAGACAUGAGAGACUACAACGACAUCGACACCCAGCUCCUCUGGCGGCGUAUGCUUGCCAUUCAUCGCACCUUCGGCUGCUAUAACUCGACACGGAUGAACAUUGCGAUUGAGAUGGGCGAGCAGAACGCUUCUGUCCCGUCACGAGUAUGUCUGGACUUGCUCAAUGACAGCAUUGACAAACUCCCCAGCGACAUCAAGCAGCGAAUCGAAGACUUUCUCGCAUGCGAAGAUGUCUCUAGGUCGUCAGCGUCUUGCAAGAGGAAAUGGAGUUGGAGGCAUCUUUUGCAUGCUUGA
Molecule: messenger RNA, 519 nt
Organism: Neurospora tetraspora
Lineage: Eukaryota; Fungi; Ascomycota; Sordariomycetes; Sordariales; Sordariaceae
Exons: 2
Coding region: 1-519 (172 amino acids)
Source: RefSeq, a predicted model, not a curated record